AUGGAAGUUAGUAAUGUAAACAAAAAAGUCAUCUUUUUGCCAGUUGAUGCCAGUGAUCAUUCUAUACGAGCGUUUCAAUGGUAUCUCGAUAAUUUAAGAGGGAAAAAUGAUGAAUUACACUUUGUACACGUGAUUAAACCAAUAUUUACAACACCAACAAUUGAACUCGCAAUGACCUCUUCAUUAAUCAAUAAUAUUAUGCAGUCAACACGAGAGAAUAUUGAAAAUGGAAAGAAACUUUUACAAAGCUAUCUGAUAAAAGCAAAGAAUUGCGGUAUUCCUUGUCAAGCAUUUGUUCAUGUGGAUGCUAAACCUGGAAAAAGUUUGAUAAAACUAGCUGAAGAACACAAAGUGGAUAUUAUAAUCAUGGGAUCCAGAGGAUCCGGUGUGAUUUGCCGCACAUUACUAGGCAGUAUUACAAACUAUCUAAUGCAUCAUGCGAAAAAUCCACUAGUAAUUAUACCUCCUCCAGUAAAAUAA
This is a messenger RNA of Schistosoma turkestanicum, 480 nucleotides long. The record is from the annotation of a GenBank genome assembly. NCBI's taxonomy places the organism in Eukaryota, Metazoa, Platyhelminthes, Trematoda, Strigeidida, Schistosomatidae.